AUGUCCCAACAUUCAGAUUAUUCUCGAGCAGCUCGUUCUCAAGGCGAAGAUGAUUAUCAGUCAGAAAAUAUUCCUGCUGAUGUUUCUGGAGAAAAUGAUGAUCUAGCCGCAGAUGGCGACGAUAACGCUUUAGCCGAAUUGUUUGGUGUUGAAGACGAAGAAUUACAAGACGAGGAAGAAGGAGAAAACCUUUUUGGUGACGAUAUGGAACGAGAUUAUCGUCCACAGCCAGAGCUGGAUGUUUACUCACAAUCGGGCAUGGACGAUGAAUCAGAAUAUACGGAAUUGACGGAGGGAGCACGUCGUGCAGCUGAACGCGAGAUGGAUGAGCGGGAUAAUUUGCUGGAUGAAGAUGCUCUACUCUACGAGCAGGAUGAUGCAGAUGUAGGACGGCGUGUCCGCCGCUAUUUCCGAAAAAAUCGAACUGAUGAUAACGAAAUGGAAAUCGAAGAGGACGAAGAAAUUCCUAUCGAUAUUUUAGAAAAUUUCCGAGGGAGGUCGACACGCGAACACGUUUCAGAUGAAGCGGUGGGACGAGAAAUAGUCAGACGCUUUAAAAGCUUUGUUCGUGGAUAUAAGGACGCGAAGACCAAGAAACUAAAGUAUUUAGAGGCGAUAAAAUUGAUGGUGGCAGAAAAUCGUGAGUCACUAGAGAUUGAUUAUGAAGACUUGGCAAGUGAAAAUGGCGAACAGAAUAUUUGCUACUUCUUGCCAGAGGCACCUGUACAAGUGCUGAAUUAUCUUGAUCGUGGAGUGACCGAGGUUACACUUUCGUUAUUUCCGUUCUUUCCUCGUAUUGCUCCGGAAGUCAAGGUACGUAUACGGGGACUUCCUGUUGAAGAGGAUAUACGAAUGUUACGUCAGUUGCAUCUGAAUAUGUUGGUCAGAACAUCUGGUGUUGUAACAGUUACAACAGGAAUACUACCACGGUUGUCUGUUGUAAAAUUUGACUGCGGUGCAUGCGGUUAUCUUCUCGGUCCAUUUGUGCAACAUCAUGAUGAAGAAGUGAAACCUACAAUGUGUCCGUCUUGUCAAAGUCGUGGGCCAUUUGAGUUAAAUAUGGAGAAUACCAUUUACCAUAAUUAUCAACGAAUAACUAUCCAAGAAAGUCCGAACAGUGUUGCUGCAGGAAGACUGCCUAGAAGCAAAGAUGUGGUGCUUACAGCUGAUUUGUGUGAUGCAUGCAAACCGGGUGAUGAAGUCGGAUUAACCGGCAUUUAUACGAACAAUUAUGAUGGGUCAAUGAACAGCAAGCAAGGUUUUCCUGUUUUCAAUACCAUAAUAUAUGCGAAUUAUAUAACGAGGAAAGAUAAAAUUGAUUCUGACAGUCUUACGGAUGAGGAUAUUCAGAUUAUUCGGCAAUUAUCAAAGGAUCCACAGAUAGCUGAAAGAAUAUUUGCAAGCAUUGCUCCGUCGAUUUACGGUCAUGAUCAUAUCAAACGGGCCAUUGCACUGGCACUAUUCAGAGGUGAACAGAAAAAUCCUGGUGAAAAGCACAGCAUUCGAGGUGACAUCAAUGUUUUGUUAUGCGGUGAUCCUGGUACAGCGAAAUCUCAAUUUCUGCGCUAUGCUGCGCAUGCUGCACCACGGGCUAUUCUUACUACGGGCCAGGGUGCCUCGGCUGUCGGUCUUACGGCAUAUGUGCAGCGUCAUCCCAUAACACGAGAAUGGACACUUGAAGCAGGUGCAAUGGUACUUGCAGAUAAAGGAGUUUGUCUCAUUGAUGAAUUCGACAAAAUGAAUGAUCAGGAUCGCACUUCGAUUCAUGAAGCAAUGGAACAGCAGUCAAUAUCUAUAUCUAAAGCUGGCAUUGUUACAUCAUUACAUGCACGCUGCACUGUGAUUGCUGCUGCGAACCCAAUCGGUGGUCGCUACGAUCCUUCACGUACUUUCGCUGAAAAUGUUGAUCUUACCGAACCGAUUCUUAGUAGAUUCGAUGUGUUAUGUGUAGUGCGAGAUACGGUAGACCCAGUAGAAGAUGAACGGCUUGCUAAUUUUGUUGUGGACAGUCACCGCAAGCACCAUCCAAAUACAAAAGAAUUGCAAGAAAAAGAAGCGAAACAAAGAAAUUCACAACAGAUAUCUCAACCAGAAAAAGAUCCAGCCAGUGGUUUAGAGUUGAUACCACAAACGAUGUUGAGGAAAUACUUGAUGUACGCCCGGGAAAAUACACAUCCGAAAUUGGAACAGUUGCCGCAGGAUAAAAUUUCGAAAUUUUUUGCCGAAAUGCGCAAAGAAUCCUUGGCAACAGGAUCGGUUGCUGUAACAGUGCGUCAUGUGGAGUCUUUGAUUCGUCUAGCCGAAGCUCAUGCUAAAAUGCAUCUUCGUUCCUAUGUAUGCGAUGAGGAUGUCGAUGUAGCUGUACGAGUAAUACUUGAAUCAUUUAUUAACACACAGAAAGCAUCUGUUAUGCGGCAAAUGCGAAGGAAUUUUGAUAGGUACAUUUUUGUCAGUCGUGACCACAAUGAAUUACUGUUGUAUCUCUUGAAGCAAUUAGUUAGAGAUCAGUUGCAUUAUGAACGAGCGCGACAUAAGGAGACAACUCUGUCAGCUAUCAGUAUUCCCGAAUCUGAUUUUAUUGAAAAAGCACAACAAGUUCACAUCGAGAAUGUGGAGAAUUUUUACAGGAGUCAACAUUUCCGCAUAAAUAAUUUUAUAUAUGAUUCCAAGCGAAAGCUAAUUGUACACAACUUAUAA
Loa loa (African eye worm) is the source of this 2697-nucleotide messenger RNA. Its product is annotated as DNA replication licensing factor MCM2. NCBI's taxonomy places the organism in Eukaryota, Metazoa, Nematoda, Chromadorea, Rhabditida, Onchocercidae. Gene Ontology annotation, cellular component: nucleus; MCM complex. Gene Ontology annotation, molecular function: single-stranded DNA binding; 3'-5' DNA helicase activity; ATP binding. The record is from RefSeq and is a predicted model, not a curated record. The transcript is spliced from 18 exons. Bases 1 to 2697 code for a protein of 898 amino acids. Gene Ontology annotation, biological process: double-strand break repair via break-induced replication; DNA replication; mitotic DNA replication initiation.